Molecule: messenger RNA, 1542 nt
Organism: Volvox carteri f. nagariensis
Lineage: Eukaryota; Viridiplantae; Chlorophyta; Chlorophyceae; Chlamydomonadales; Volvocaceae
Exons: 11
Coding region: 1-1542 (513 amino acids)
Biological process (GO): fatty acid metabolic process
Molecular function (GO): medium-chain fatty acid-CoA ligase activity
Source: RefSeq, a predicted model, not a curated record
AUGGUUACUAUGAUCAACCUGCUUUCGGUUGCUAGCUAUGAAAGCAUCCUGAUAGCGGCAGACGCGAUCAGCGUGGAGCUAUGCAAGAAGCUCCGAAACCCAGCCAAAACCGCCUCCGGCUCUGUGUCCGACACCGUUCUCGAUACCCCGCCCCGCGUGGGGCUCUACGCUGCUCCGGGCCCCGAAUACCUGGCGGCCACUUGGGCGGUGUGGCAGGCAGGCGGCAUUGUCGUACCGCUGGCUACGUCGCACCCGCCGCCGGAGCUGUCAUAUGUGUGUCAGGAUGCCGGUGUGUCGGCGGUCCUCACACCCCCCGACCAAGAGGCUCGACUGGGCCCUAUCGCGAGAGAACACGGUGCCGUGCUGCAGCUCCUGGAGCCCCUGACCGGCGGUAGCAGUAGCGGCAACAGCGGUGCCGGCCGUACUGUAGCGAGCGAGGCGGACGUAGCUACGGAAGAGGAGGGUUUGGUUUCGGAGCUGGGUGGUGAUCUCAGCGGCAGUAGCCCCACUGGCGCCCUCAUCAUCUACACCAGCGGCACCACCGGGAAGCCCAAGGGGGCGCUGCACACACACAGGAGCCUCCACGCCCAGUCCGGCGACAUCUCCGUCUUCAUGGGGGUGCCCACCAUGUACUCGUACCUGCUGGCGCAGUACGACAGUACGGCAGCCACUAACCCACAAAAAGCCGAAGAGAUGCGGGAGGCGGCCCGGGCACUGCGGCUCACCGUCAGCGGGUCCUCCGCUUGCCCCGUGCCCAUCAUGAACAGGUGGCGGGAGCUGAGCGGCGAGUUCCUGUUGGAGCGGUACGGCAUGACAGAGAUCGGGAUGGCGCUGUCCAAUCCGUACAAGGGCGAGCGGCGGCCCGGCUCGGUGGGGGAGCCCCUCCCUGGUGUCGAGGCCCGCAUCGCCCCGGAUGGUGAGCUGCUGGUCCGCGGCCCCACCGUCUUCUCCGGGUACUGGGGGCGACCGGGGGCCACGGACGAGGCCUUCGACGACGAGGGGUACUUUCGAACAGGUGACACGGCCAGCACCUCGGGCUCGCCGCCGUACUUCACUAUUGAGGGCCGUACAAGUGUUGACAUCAUAAAAUCCAGCGGAUACAAGAUAUCAGCACUGCAGGUCGAGAGCGUGGUUCUGGAGCAUCCCGCCAUCGCGGAGGUGGCCGUGCUGGGGGUCCCGGAUGAGACGUUCGGAGAGGUGGUCACAGCCUUGGUCGCGGUGAAGCAGCCGCCGCCGUCACUACCGCCGGUAGCGGCAGCUUCGUCGGCGGCUACGGCAGAGGAACCUGCUACGACGACAACGGUGGCGGCGGUACGGCCUGAGGUGGGGGAGCUGCAGCGGUUCUGUCGAGAGCGCUUGGCGCCGUACCAGGUCCCCAAGCGCUGGCACUGGGUUACUGCACUGCCCCGCAACGCCAUGGGAAAGGUGAACAAGAAGGAGCUGCUUCGAAUGCUGCAGGAGGGCCGGCUGGCGGCCGUGGCAUAUGACAAGCACCUCUUUCCCAGCGCUUGCAACCACCUGCACAACCACCUGCACAACUAA